Messenger RNA from Rubroshorea leprosula, 2025 nucleotides. NCBI's taxonomy places the organism in Eukaryota, Viridiplantae, Streptophyta, Magnoliopsida, Malvales, Dipterocarpaceae. The record is from the annotation of a GenBank genome assembly.
GUUAAUUCUCACCUUUUUCAGAAGAAAAAAACUUUGUUUGAAGCUCUCUCAAUCAACUAUUGAGCAAACCAUGGGUAACUGUCUCUCAAUCUCAAUCUCGGUAGAUCAAGCUGGUUGUCGAUGCUGGAACUGUGUUGCUGGACAAGCACGAUACAUUUGGAAGCUUGAACAAAAUCUUCAAGCAUUGGAGGCUGAGGCAAAAAGAUUGACAGAGCAAAGAGAUGAUGUGAAUAGGAGGGUUCUUCUUGCAAAGGAGCAGCUCAUGGAGCCCCUUAAUAAGGUAGAAGGAUGGCUUGAAAGAGUGGAGAAAGAGAUAAAAGAAGUUGAGCAGAUAAUAGAAGAUGCUCCUGCACAAAUUAAUAAUUUGUGCCUUGGAGGUUACUUUUCCAAGAGCUGCUGUUCAAGCUACAAGUUUGGGAAAAAAGUAGUACUAAAGACUAGAGAUGUGGCUAAUCUAAGAACCGAAGGAGAUUUUCUUGACGUUGCUGAGAGGUGCCCAGCUGCUUCAGUGGUUGUGAGACCCAGUGAGCCUACGGUGGGUUUGGAGUCAACAUUUGACAAGGUUUGGGCAUGCCUUACUGAUGAAGGCAGCAACAUGAUUGGCUUCUAUGGCAUGGGCGGAGUCGGGAAGACAACUCUCUUAAAUCAUAUCAACAAUGAGCUGGGACGGAGAAGAAAUAAUUUUGAUAUUGUGAUUUGGGCAACUGUGUCUAAAAAUCACACUAUUGAGAAAGUUCAAGAUGAGAUUGGAAGAAAGAUUGGUUAUAGUGAACAAAAACCUUGUCAUGAAAAAGCUAUUGACAUCUUUGCAAGGUUGAGUACAAUGAAAUUUGUGUUGCUUUUGGAUGACAUAUGGGAACGAGUUGAUUUAGGUAAAGUUCGGAUACCUAUUCCAAGACAGGGACAUGGUUCCAAGCUUAUCUUUACCACUCGUUCUCUUGAUGUAUGUGGUCAAAUGGAAGCUCAUAAGAAGUUUAUGGUAGACUGUUUAGCGCCAGAGAAAGCCUGGGAAUUGUUUCAAGUAAAAGUUGGAGAAGAAACCCUUGAUAGCCACCCGCAAAUCCGUGGACUAGCAAAGGAAGUGGCAGAAGAGUGCAAGGGUCUGCCUCUUGUCCUCAUCAUCAUAGGUCGGACUAUGUCAUCCAAGGAGACACCUGAACAAUGGGAAUAUGCAAAACGGAUUCUAAUGAGGUCAGUUGCUUAUCAAGUACUUCCAGGUAUGAGGAACGAGGUGUAUCCUCUUUUGAAAUUCAGUUAUGACAGUUUGCCUGAUGACAAGCUUAAAUCAUGCUUCUUGUAUUGCGCCUUGUUUCCUGAAGAUUUUCUGAUAAGCAAAUGGGAGCUCAUAGACUAUUGGAUUGCAGUAGGAUUUCUAGAUGAAAAUGACAGUAUUUGUGAUCGGAAUGAAGGCCAUGACAUUAUUUGUACUCUUCUUGGCUUAUGUUUAUUAGAAAAAGUUGAUGAUGAAGAGGUGAAGAUGCAUGAUGUGAUUCGUGACAUGGCUUUGUGGAUAGCAAGUGAAAUUGAAGGGGAAAAAUAUAUAGUGGAAACUAGUGCCCAAUUAACUAAAGCACCAGAGAUUGAAAAUUGGGGGAUGAUAAAAAGAUUAUCAUUGAUGAACAAUGGGAUUCGGAGUCUAAGAGGAGCACCUGAUUGUCCUGGUCUCGAAACCUUAUUUCGUGAAAGUAAUUAUUUGCAAUCAAUGAGGAUAGGCGAGGACUUUUUCCAAAAUAUGGUCAGUCUUAACAGUUUUGAACUUGUCACACAAUCUGAAAUUAACAGAAUUGCCAGUGGGAAUUUCAAAUUUAGUUUCUUUGCAGUGUCUCAAUAUCAGUAGUACUGGUAUAAAAGAGUUGCCAGUGGAGUUUAGUAGCUUAUCAAAGUUGAAAUGUUUGAACUUGGAGAGAACAUCUCAUCUUGAGACGGUCCCUGAAAAACUAAUUUAUGCUUUUUCAAGGCUGCAGGUGUUGCGGAUGGGGUGGACUGAUCGAUUGGCCAGUAGAGCGAUAAAUGGGAAUAUCAGCU